Vicia villosa (hairy vetch) is the source of this 2355-nucleotide messenger RNA. RefSeq names its product probable galacturonosyltransferase-like 7. Gene Ontology annotation, molecular function: glycosyltransferase activity. Gene Ontology annotation, cellular component: Golgi apparatus. The transcript is spliced from 2 exons. Lineage: Eukaryota; Viridiplantae; Streptophyta; Magnoliopsida; Fabales; Fabaceae. The record is from RefSeq and is a predicted model, not a curated record. Bases 534 to 1628 code for a protein of 364 amino acids.
GCAAUACAUUUGAGAUACUCGAUCAGUGGUGGAAAAGCCAAUUGCAAAGCUGGAAAGGAAAAGCUGUCUUUCUGCACCACUCCCUGCCACUGCACACACCACUCUCUCAUCUCAUCACUCCUCCCUCAUCUUCCCCCUCCCUAUCCAUUCAAUCAAUUUUCAAUCUCUCUUAUUAUCAUCAUCAUUACUCAUUACUCCUCCACAACAAAUCACACACAUUCAAUUCAAUCUCCUAAGUCACAAUACUUUACUACUUGUAUCAAAAAUUUCAACAUCACAGGAACAUUAUAGUAUAUUACCCAAAUUAAUUAAUUCCUACUAAACUCUUCUCACUUCCUUCCUCAAUUCGCUUUCUUCUCACGCAUUCCUUACUCUCACUAACACUCAUUCUAAACAAGAUUCCUUUUUUCUAUAAGGAAACCCUAGAAAUCAUAUUAUACUAUUUCAUUCCUUUCUUAUAUACACUCAUUAAUCAUCACCGUUUUAAUUCCGGAGGAAGAGAGGGUUUUCUAUUUUUCCGUGGUUGAAAAAAAAUGCAGUGGAUUAUAAGAUUCUCACGGUUUUUCUCAGCCGCAAUGUUGGUAAUCUUUCUCUCUCCUUCUCUCCAAUCCUAUCCUCCCGCCGAAGCGAUUCGAUCUUCCUAUCAUAUCCCUCACGAUUACCGAUUCUCGUUCCGGAAUUCGCCUUCUUUCCAUAAUGCCGAUGAAUGCGAUUCGGUUUCAGAUAAAAUCAGUGUUUGUGACCCUAGUUUGGUUCAUGUUGCGAUAACCCUAGAUAUUGACUACUUACGCGGUUCAAUCGCGGCGGUUCAUUCGAUUCUGCGUCACGCUUUUUGUCCGGAGAGUAUUUUCUUUCACUUCCUUGUGACAGACACGAAUCUGGAGGCGUUGGUUCAGUCGACUUUCCCGGAGUUGAAGUUCAAGGUUUAUUACUUCGAUCCGAGUGUUGUGAAGGGUUUGAUUUCGAGUUCGGUGAGGCAGGCGUUGGAGCAACCGUUGAAUUACGCGAGGAAUUAUCUGGCGGAUCUGUUGGAGAGUUGUGUGAGGAGAGUGAUUUAUUUGGACUCAGAUCUUGUUGUUGUGGAUGAUGUUGCGAAGCUUUGGGGUACGGAUUUGGGGGUGAAGACGAUAGGGGCGCCGGAGUAUUGUCAUGCGAAUUUUACGAAGUAUUUCACGGCGGGGUUUUGGUCGGAGAAAGGUUUUGCGGCGACGUUUGAGGGGAGGAAGGUUUGUUACUUCAAUACUGGAGUGAUGGUUAUGGAUCUGGUGCGGUGGAGGAAAGAAGGGUACACGAAGAAGAUAGAAAAAUGGAUGGAGAUUCAGAAGAGUGAGAGGAUCUAUGAGCUUGGUUCUCUGCCACCGUUUUUGCUGGUUUUUGCAGGACGUGUGGCGGGGAUUGAACACCGGUGGAAUCAACAUGGUUUGGGUGGUGAUAAUGUGAAGGGUAGUUGCAGAGAUUUGCAUGCUGGGCCUGUGAGUUUGCUGCAUUGGUCUGGGAGUGGGAAGCCAUGGAUUCGACUUGAUUCUAGAAACCCUUGUCCUCUUGAUGCUCUUUGGGCACCGUUUGAUUUGUAUGAACACGGGCACGGACUCGGACAUGGACACAUUCAUGAAUCAUCAUCAUCAUAGAAAGACAGAGACACAACGUGUAAUGGCUGGUGGUGUCUGGCAAGGCAGUAAGUAGGCACUGGCCUUUCAGUGAUUUUAGUGUUUUAUCUGUUGAAUUUGUGUAUGUUGGGAAGUGGCAUGUUGCGAAAGGGAACAAAGAAAGAUACUCGAAAUUUUAUUUAUUGUAUGUAUCUAUGGUGGAAGUGGAAGACACGUAUUUUGGUGGAUAGCUUAGCUGUCCACGUCUGCAAUAAGUUAAUGUGAAAAGGAAUUUGAAGCAAUUGGGCAAGAGACAUGAUUCACAUGAAGUAUCUAAUUUAGUCGGCAGAGGUAUCAAAAACAAACAAUCCAACGAGGGAAGCUAAGUUAAGGUAUAUGGAUUUUAUUGGCAGUGAAGCUAAGUUUGCGGGCACUCUGAGGAAAGAGUGGUUUGGUUUGGUGACAGGGGAGAAGGGAACGGAACGUUUUGUGCACUUUGUGAAUUUUUGUAUUGGAUUGAUUGGAUUAUUCUAUUCAAUUUUUUAUUGUCUGUCCGUCACUGUCACUUUGUCCUUUACACCGCUUGCAUAAUAGCUGGCAUUGUAAUGCUUUGUUCUGUUUUUUCUUCCACCGUCAGAUUAAUUAUGCUGCUGCAUUUUUGGCCUCACAAUAAAUAAAUAUUAUAUCAAACUUGCAUGUCCUUUUCUUCUACGAUCCUGACACUAUUGUAUUGUUUAAUAUUACUUUUAAAAUAAACGGAAAUGUUUUU